AUGGCUAAACGAAAGGUAGCCGAGUCUGAGGAACGAGGCCUUUAUUGUGACGACGCGCCUGAUGCCUCCGAGUCCAAGCAGAAACCGAAACGUAUCAAGGCCGAAAGGAGCGAAAGUUCAGGUGACGAGGACGCGUCAUUUCCCAAGAAGGGGAAAUCCAAGCCAUCGCAUAACAAGAAGACAAAAAAGACAGAAGAGUCGAGUGACGAAGACGAACAUAUUGAUGCUAAAUCUAAGGCAAAGUUUGACGCCGAAGUUGUCGUGCACAAGACAUCCGACGGCGACAAAUACAUCGAUCUUGGAAAGAAGAAACGCGCGACUGUCCGAAGCUUCAAAGGCAUGCCUCUGCUCGAUAUACGGGAGUUCUAUGGCCAAGAGGGGGAUGAAAAGCCAGGGAAAAAGGGCAUUUCUCUGUCACUGGAACAGUGGGAGACACUCAAGAUGGGCGCGAAUACUAUUGAUCAACUCUUUGCGACAGUGAAGAAAUGA
Messenger RNA from Guyanagaster necrorhizus, 489 nucleotides. Its product is annotated as PC4-domain-containing protein. The transcript has 5 exons. Gene Ontology annotation, biological process: positive regulation of transcription initiation by RNA polymerase II. The record is from RefSeq and is a predicted model, not a curated record. Lineage: Eukaryota; Fungi; Basidiomycota; Agaricomycetes; Agaricales; Physalacriaceae. Bases 1 to 489 code for a protein of 162 amino acids. Gene Ontology annotation, molecular function: DNA binding; transcription coactivator activity.